Penicillium atrosanguineum is the source of this 420-nucleotide messenger RNA. RefSeq names its product PET191 family protein. The transcript has 2 exons. The coding region runs from base 1 to 420 and encodes 139 amino acids. Gene Ontology annotation, biological process: mitochondrial respiratory chain complex IV assembly. Gene Ontology annotation, cellular component: mitochondrion. The record is from RefSeq and is a predicted model, not a curated record. Lineage: Eukaryota; Fungi; Ascomycota; Eurotiomycetes; Eurotiales; Aspergillaceae.
AUGCCAAGCUCAUGCAAUGAUAUCCGUGAGUCGCCCAGCUCCCGGUACCACAGAUCCUACGCCCUGUCAGAUGAGCUAACCGCAUGUCCAGGCGAGGCACUGGCCCAGUGCCUGCAGGAGUCGGACUGUAUUAUGGUCCAGCGUCAUACGCCGCGCGAAUGUCUCACCUCGCCGCUGGCUGAUGAGUUACCUACGAAGUGUCAGCAGUUGGCGAAGGGGUUCAGCGAGUGCAAGCGCGGCAUGGUCGAUAUGCGCAAGCGAUUCCGCGGUAAUCGUCCCAUUGCGGUCGCUAAGGAGAUGGACGCCGAGAAGUCAUAUUCGGGCGGGCAGCUUUACGCUGGUAAACCGGCCUACCAGUCCGUGAAGGAAAUCAGUGGUGACGAGGUGCAAAUGGACCCCGAGAAGACUCGCGGUCUGUAA